UCCCCUUCCAAAAACACUACUCACCGGCGUGCGGAGGCGGAGCCCAGCCAGAACCUUGCGUCUAGGGUUGCCGCCAUCAUGGCCUCCUCCCACUCCGGCAUCGAGCUCGAUGGGGACCUCAGCCUCCACAAGCAGAUGGCGAGCAAGAUGGACCUGCGGGGAGCCAAGGACUCCGACGGGAAUACCGCGCUCCAUUGGGCUGCGUCUAGGGGCCGCCUGGAGAGCUGCCGGUUCCUGGUGGAGGAAUGUGGGCUUGAUGUCAACGCGGUGUCCAAAUUAGGUAUGACGCCGAUGUCUUACGCCGCACAUGAGGGGAAAACCCAGGUUAUUAGGUACCUUCUCGAUCGUGGCGUCGACCCUGCGAUGCCUGAUGAGAGGGGCACCACACCGCUACACAAUGCAGCACUGCAAGGACACUGUGAGGUUGUGAAGCUAUUGCUUUCUCAAGGAGUUCCUGUGGAUCCGAUUGAUCAUCGGGGGGCGCCAUUACAACUGGCUGUUUCAAAAGACCAUGCUGAGGUUUUGAAGGUUCUGUUGGAACAUUCUGCUGAUCCAAAUAAAGUCGCAAAUAAAGUAUAUUCACCUGUCCUGGCCGCUUGCUAUUGGCAGUCCUUGAAAUGCAUCAAGCUACUGAUUGAGGCUGGUGCUGAUGUGAAUGCUCAUUGUUACCCUGGACCAACUCCUUUAAUGAAAGCAGUUAAUGAUGGCUUAACCGAUUUUGUCAAGUUGCUCCUAGAUGCUGGGGCUGACCCUAACAUUCCUACCCUGGAACUUGGUGUAAUUCCACUCGAGCUAGCAGCAGCUCACGGUCGACGUGACCUUGUUGAAGUUCUGUUUCCUCGGACAAAACCAAUUCCAUCUCUGCCAGAUUGGAGUGUUGAUGGUAUAAUUAGAACUGUGAAUUCUCGGUGCAUUAACCCUCUUCAGGCAUGUACAUAUUUUUUUAUUACUUCAUUCCAGGUUAUACUCAUCAAGCUUAAUGCGUGA
This is a messenger RNA of Lolium rigidum, 987 nucleotides long. RefSeq names its product serine/threonine-protein phosphatase 6 regulatory ankyrin repeat subunit C-like. The transcript is spliced from 7 exons. Bases 79 to 987 code for a protein of 302 amino acids. NCBI's taxonomy places the organism in Eukaryota, Viridiplantae, Streptophyta, Magnoliopsida, Poales, Poaceae. Gene Ontology annotation, molecular function: protein binding. The record is from RefSeq and is a predicted model, not a curated record.